AUGAUAUCCAAGAUAUCCCAACCGUGGUGGAAAGAAGCUACAAUCUACCAAGUGUAUCCAGCAAGCUUCAAGGACUCGAACAACGAUGGAUGGGGUGACAUACCAGGUCUUGUCUCCAAGAUUGACUAUCUUCAUGACCUUGGAGUGGACGUCGUGUGGCUGUCACCGAUGUUCGACAGCCCUCAAGCUGAUAUGGGAUAUGACAUAUCCGAUUAUCAAAAAGUAUACGCUCGUUAUGGAACAGUUCAGGAUGUCGACAGGUUGAUUGAGGCCUGCCACUCGAGAGGCAUGAAACUGAUACUGGAUCUGGUGGUCAACCACACUUCCAACGAGCAUGAAUGGUUCACGGAGUCCAGGUCAUCGAGAGAUAAUCCAAAAAGAGAUUGGUAUAUCUGGAAACCAGCGCGAUAUGGCGCGAAUGGGAAUCGGAGGCCACCGACCAACUGGCGCAGUUAUUUUGCUGGUGGAACAUGGACCUGGGAUGAAACCACGCAAGAAUACUAUCUGCAUCUUUACGCACCCGAUCAGCCGGACCUGAAUUGGGAGAGUGAAGCCUGUCGACAGGCAAUUUACGACAAUGCAAUGCGAUUCUGGCUCGACCGAGGCGUUGACGGCUUCAGAAUCGAUACCGUGAACAAAUAUAGCAAACGUACAGACUUCGUGGAUGCGAAAGUGACAGAUCCCGAGAGUGAGUGGCAACCGGCACCGGAGAUGUGGUGUAAUGGACCCAGGAUACAUGAAUUCCUGAAGGAAAUGAAUUCCGAGGUUCUUGAUCACUACAACGCGGUUACCGUGGGUGAGCUGUCCAACACCCCGGACCCGAAAGGAGUUUUGGAGUAUGUGAGCGCUCAAGAAAAUGAACUGGACAUGGUCUUCCAGUUCGAUAUGAUUCGACUAGGCACCGGAGACGGGUUUGGCCGCAAGUAUGACUUCAAACCAUGGAAAUUGACUGAGAUGAAGACAUUUGUGGAGCGCUGGCAGAAGUUUAUCGAAGGCACCGAUGGCUGGACGACCGUAUUUUGUGAGAAUCACGACAAUGGCAGAGCCGUCUCGAGAUUCGGAAACGACACAACACCAUACUGGGAAACAUCAGCCAAAAUGAUUGCCCUUUGGCAAACGACUCUCACCGGUACCCUUUUCCUCUAUCAAGGUCAAGAAAUCGGAAUGACGAACAUGCCGAAAAAUUGGUCCAUUGACGAGUAUAAGGAUAUCGAAAGCAACAACUUCUAUCGCGAAGCAGAGCGGAGUGUCGAUCCCAGACGAAAGGACAAGGUGAUGGAAGGUCUUCAGAUUCUUGCCCGAGAUCAUUCCCGGCUGCCGUUCCAGUGGGAUAACACGGCGCAUGGAGGAUUCACCUCAGCUGAAGCCACACCGUGGAUGAGAGCACAUGACAGCUAUCCAAGGAUAAAUGUCGCAGAGCAAACCAACAAUUCAAAGAGCACACUCUCUUUUUACAGGCGGAUGCUAAGACUGCGCAAGAGUCAUGCUGACGUUUUCGUUCAUGGCGCUUUCGAUCUCGUUGACGGAGACAACGAGAGGAUCUUCAGCUACGUGAAAACCAGUCCGGAUGGAAAAAGGCGGGCAAUUGUGAUUUUGAAUUUCACGUCGGAAGAGCUUCCAAUUCCUGACAAGGUGAAGGAUGUGCGAGCCACCAUGCAAGGUCGCGUCUUUAUCUCCACCAACGCUCGUGAAUGCAGACAGGCAGAUAUUUUGGACGCAUAUGAAGGGAGAGUGUACGUUGAUUUCUAG
Molecule: messenger RNA, 1749 nt
Organism: Rhinocladiella mackenziei CBS 650.93
Lineage: Eukaryota; Fungi; Ascomycota; Eurotiomycetes; Chaetothyriales; Herpotrichiellaceae
Exons: 1
Coding region: 1-1749 (582 amino acids)
Biological process (GO): oligosaccharide catabolic process
Molecular function (GO): alpha-amylase activity
Source: RefSeq, a predicted model, not a curated record